Corvus hawaiiensis (hawaiian crow) is the source of this 2400-nucleotide messenger RNA. It is a transcript of the gene GATA2, whose product is annotated as GATA binding protein 2. Gene Ontology annotation, cellular component: nucleus. The record is from RefSeq and is a predicted model, not a curated record. Gene Ontology annotation, biological process: positive regulation of miRNA transcription; positive regulation of angiogenesis; negative regulation of transcription by RNA polymerase II. Bases 492 to 1892 code for a protein of 466 amino acids. Lineage: Eukaryota; Metazoa; Chordata; Aves; Passeriformes; Corvidae. Gene Ontology annotation, molecular function: DNA-binding transcription factor activity, RNA polymerase II-specific; zinc ion binding; RNA polymerase II cis-regulatory region sequence-specific DNA binding. The transcript has 6 exons.
GGCGCCAGCGCUCAUAUAGGAUGCGCGGGGAUGGGACCGAGCCGGCCAGAGCAGCGGCUUUGCCAUCUGAGUAACACCCUCCAGCCAACCUCCUCUGCUCCUCCGGCGCUCGCUCUGCCUUUCCCCCCUCCUCUCCCUCUUCGCUUUUUAAAUUCCCCCUCCGUUCUCCCCCUCUUUGCGGCACUCGAAUCCUCCACGCCGGCAUCCAUCGCCACCCAGCCUCCCGCGCCGGGUGCUGCCCUGGCGCUUCCUCGGACCUGCCUACGCUACCCGCCUGUUGACAGAGGGACACGCUGACUUCGGGGGUCCUCCCCCGCGCCUCAGAGGGCGCGCUCCAGUCACCCGGCGGUGUUCUUUCUAAGAAAAGCCACCCUAAUCUCUUAAAACCCACCAGGCAGCGCCAAAAGCGACCCUCCGAGCAGCACCCCCCGCCCCCACCGAGCGCAGCUCGCUCCUGGCCUGGGGGUGGGUGGGACGGCAGGCCCAAGGCCAUGGAGGUGGCCACGGAUCAGCCUCGCUGGAUGGCCCACCACGCCGUGCUCAACGGGCAGCACCCCGAGAGCCACCACCCCGGGCUAGCUCACAACUACAUGGAACCAGCGCAGCUCCUACCUCCGGAUGAAGUCGACGUCUUCUUCAACCACCUGGACUCCCAGGGCAACCCUUACUACGCCAAUUCCGCCCACGCCCGGGCCAGGGUCUCCUACAGCCAGGCACACGCCCGCCUGACCGGGAGUCAAAUGUGCCGGCCUCAUCUUAUCCACAGCCCCGGGAUCCCUUGGCUGGACAGCAGCAAGGCGGCACUGUCUGCCCAUCACCACAACCCCUGGACCGUCAGCCCCUUCACCAAGACACCCCUGCACCCCUCGGCGGCCGGAGCGCCUGGAGCCAUCUCGGUGUACCCGGGCAGUAGCACCUCCAGCACCGCCUCCGUGUCUUCGCUCACCCCGGCCUCGCACUCCGGCUCCCACCUCUUCGGGUUCCCCCCGACCCCUCCCAAGGAAGUGUCCCCAGACCCCAACUCCACCAGCGCCGCCUCCCCUUCUUCCUCUGCCGGGGCUCGGCAGGAGGACAAAGACAGCAUCAAGUACCAAGUGUCGCUGUCGGAGGGGAUGAAGAUGGAGAGCGCCAGCCCGCUCAGAAGCAGCCUCACCAGCAUGGGGGCCCAGCCCUCCACCCACCACCCCAUCCCCACCUACCCCUCCUACGUGCCAGCAGCCCACGACUACAGCAGCAGCCUCUUCCACCCGGGCAGCUUUCUGGGGGGCCCCGCGUCCAGCUUCACCCCCAAGCCGCGGAGCAAGGCCAGGUCCUGUUCGGAAGGCAGAGAGUGUGUGAACUGCGGAGCCACUGCUACCCCUCUCUGGAGAAGAGACGGCACCGGGCAUUACCUGUGUAACGCCUGCGGGCUCUACCACAAAAUGAACGGUCAAAACCGACCUCUCAUUAAACCCAAGCGAAGGCUGUCAGCGGCCAGGAGGGCAGGGACUUGUUGUGCCAACUGUCAGACAACCACCACGACCUUAUGGCGACGUAAUGCAAACGGGGACCCAGUUUGUAAUGCCUGUGGACUCUACUAUAAAUUGCACAAUGUGAACAGGCCUCUGACCAUGAAAAAGGAAGGAAUUCAGACCAGGAAUAGGAAAAUGUCCAACAAAUCAAAGAAAAGCAAGAAAGGCUCUGAGUGUUUUGAGGAACUGUCCAAGUGCAUGCAGGAGAAGUCGUCUCCCUUCAGCGCUGCUGCCCUUGCCAGUCACAUGGCACCCAUGGGGCAUUUGCCCCCUUUCAGCCACUCUGGACACAUCCUACCAACACCUACCCCCAUCCACCCAUCUUCCAGCAUCUCAUUUGGACACCCACACCCAUCCAGCAUGGUUACAGCCAUGGGAUAAAACCUGAUGACCAAGAGACCCACCCAGAUAUUAAGAACAUGGGACUUUGCCUAAGAUGACACCAAGUAAGACAAUGUUCUGCCAAGAGGAGAAUGUAGGGAUGGCAAAAGGAGACCUUUGCUCCCAUGUGGUUUAACUCUUAAUGCUGGACUAAAACUUUGCAAGUGAUGGGUCUUCUGCAGAAAUGUGUAGUGGUGCCUGUAAUGCACUUUGCCCCCUCAGGUAUAAGGAAAAAGAACUCACCUGUUUGAUACUUAAUGGUCCAGCAGGAAGCAAAAGAUGGCAGAAGCUGAAGGAGAAGGCUUGGAACUGGCUUUCCUUUCUUUUCUCUCUUUGUUAUUACUGUGAAUAUUGUAAAGAGAUAUAAGCAGCCUCCCAGGAUGGAAUUGGCUCACUGGAAGCCAGACAUGCUGGAUUUCUAUUGCGGACUUUGUUUGGGAUGGGAAAAAAAAAAAGAAGAAAAAAAGCCCCCGAAAAAAAAAGAAAGAAAAAAAAAAAGAAAACAAAA